AUGACUGAAGAUUUCAUAGAACCUACAAAAUAUCCAGUCAAAGAUUUGGUCGGAAAUACACCUUUAUCACGAGAUUCAGCAGUAGCUUAUGAUUCUGUAAAGAGAGAUGCAUUGGCAAAGAUUGAUAAUGAAGAGCUUAAAUUUAUUCAUUUUCGUAUAUGUAUGGUUGCGGGUGUAGGAUUUUUAACGAGCGCCUAUCAUUUGUUUUCUAUUAAUCUUGUCUCAGCAAUCUUUGGGCAUGCUUAUUUUACGGAUAAUGCUAAUGUUGUGCCCAUAAGUAUCGAUACCGAACUGAAGUCUUCAGCGACAUUUGGAGCUAUCCUCGGGCUAUUGUUGUUUGGAUGGAUGUCUGAUCGAUAUGGUCGUAAAAAGAUGUAUGGAUUUGAACUCGUUAUUAUUAUCGUGGCUGCUGUGGGAUCAGCUCUUUCUGCAAAUUCCUUUGCCGUAAACAUGUUUUCGGAGAUAAUGUUUUGGCGUAUUCUUUUAGGCAUGGGUGUUGGAGGAGAUUAUAUACUAUCUGCUGUUAUCACCAGUGAAUUUGCUACUAAAAGAAGACGUGGAAUGACAAUUCCAGAAUCACCGCGUUUUAUUAUGGAUGUCAAAGGAGAUAUUAAAAAAGGAUACGUAGAGGUAGAAGAUCUUCUCCGUUACGAUAGUUAUAAAAGUAAUAAACAAUCUGAAACACAUUGUCUAGUGGAGCCACCCAAAACUACAUUGAAGGAUUUUCGAGAAUACUUUGGUAGAUGGAAGAAUGGAAAGAUCCUUCUCGCUACUAGCUUCACAUGGUUUGCCAUUGAUGUGGGAUUUUACGGGAUUGCGUUUAACCAAGGAAUCAUACUGAAUGCUAUCAACCUAAACAAUGCUUCGGAUCCAUAUCAGUCUUUAUAUGAUGUUGCGGUUGGUAACAUAGUCGUGACCGCGCUGGGAACCGUACCUGGAUAUUGGUGUAGCAUCUUAUUAAUAGAUAAACUAGGACGGAAAUUCAUUCAGCAAAUGGGAUUUGCUGUCCUCACAGUCCUUUUUUUGAUCUUGGGGAUCUCCUUUCAUAUGGAUAUUCCGCCAAUUAUAUUUACUAUCAUCUUUACAAUAUCAAUGUUCUUUAUAAACUUUGGUCCUAAUACGACCACUUUUGUCGUACCUGCCGAAGUAUUUCCAACACGCUAUCGUUGUACAGGUUACGGAAUUUCGGCUGCAAGUGGAAAACUCGGUGCUAUUGUAGCUCAAAUGUGUAUUUUAUUUCUUAAAGACAUUGGUGGAAAAAAUCAUUUCAUAAGCUGUUUAUUUCAAAUAUUUGCAGCGUUUGCAUUUGCGGGAUUCUUAUGUUCUUACUUAAUACCAGAAACUAAAGAUCGUUCAUUAGAAGAAACUUCUAACGAAGUUUAA
Dentiscutata erythropus is the source of this 1383-nucleotide messenger RNA. The record is from the annotation of a GenBank genome assembly. NCBI's taxonomy places the organism in Eukaryota, Fungi, Glomeromycota, Glomeromycetes, Diversisporales, Gigasporaceae.